AUGAAACCUGUAGGGCUGAUGGAGAGGAUGAAACGGUGGCUUAGGUUAGUUGUUUUGGGGACAAAGAGGAUCUUCAUCUCAAGAUCAGUGGGUAGGUUGCUUGCAGAUAAGGGUCAUUUUGCUGUCUAUGCUGAAGAUGGCAAGCGUUUUAUAGUUCCACUGCACUACCUGGAGGAACCCAUCUUCACAGAGCUUCUUAAAAUGGCGGAAACAAAGUUUGGGUUCUCAUGUAAUAGGCCUAUCAUGCUUCCAUGCAAUGGAGAUUUCAUGGAGUUUGUUCUUUCCCAGCUGAGGUAUGGUCACAAGAGAAACCCCACUAGUGAAACAUUUGGAGAAAUCACCUUACUUUAG
Molecule: messenger RNA, 351 nt
Organism: Telopea speciosissima
Lineage: Eukaryota; Viridiplantae; Streptophyta; Magnoliopsida; Proteales; Proteaceae
Product: auxin-responsive protein SAUR36-like
Exons: 1
Coding region: 1-351 (116 amino acids)
Biological process (GO): response to auxin
Source: RefSeq, a predicted model, not a curated record